Molecule: messenger RNA, 1489 nt
Organism: Ostrinia nubilalis (European corn borer)
Lineage: Eukaryota; Metazoa; Arthropoda; Insecta; Lepidoptera; Crambidae
Exons: 6
Coding region: 107-655 (182 amino acids)
Biological process (GO): central nervous system formation; innate immune response
Cellular component (GO): extracellular region
Molecular function (GO): Toll binding; growth factor activity
Source: RefSeq, a predicted model, not a curated record
CACUCUCUACACCAUUAAAGCCACGGAACCAAUUCCGACGCGACGUCUGGAUUGUUAAUUAAUUAAUAAAUUAUAAUAAUUGUUGUUUACAAUAACAUUACGGAAAAUGGCGUCGAUCACAUUUGUUUUUGCGGUAAACUUUCUUUUGGUGUGUUUCGUGCAUUUAAGUUAUUGUGGUACAGUCAUAAAGAUGCCCGCAGGUUGUGAGGACAAGCAAUACUGUGAAAUAAAACCCAACAAUUUCCCUCAGGCCCAUUUCGAUGAAGUAAUCAGAGAUAUGCAAGAAAAAGAGCUGUUGAAGCCGCAACGCUACGACGAUGAGCUCAAGGAACGGACGUACCACGACGAGUUCAAUUGUGAUACCAGAGUUAAGGUAAUUCGUCCGUUCAUAAUCAGGACCAACGCCACGAUGAAGUUUGUGCUUCAAACCAACAUAUUUGAGCAGAGGAUCAAGCAAACAGAAUGCCUAAACCAAGGCUCAGAGUGUUUCAAGGGACUAGCUGGAUUGGGGUACGCUGCUUCAUGCACACCUACUAUCGGAACCAUCAAGAUGUAUUUAUACGACCCUCUGGUAGCUGACGAGAAGGAAAGGCUCCAGUAUGAGGCUGUCAGCUUCCCAGCGUGCUGCUCUUGCAGUUUUAAGAGCAGAAUUUAAAUUUGGAAACAUGCUGAUUACUUUAGAACAAGUCAAUUAUAAUGCAAGUGACGGAGAGUUCUUGAAUACGCCUUCGAGCCUUUUUUGAUGAUCAAUGUCUGAUGUUAAAUGCACAUAAAGUCUGCAUAAAGAGUGGGACCUGCCUACCUUUGGCUUGAAAGGCUCGGCAGAUGAGUUGCAGUCUACGCAAGGAAAAAUACACGCAGCGUGUAGAUGGGAUGUCGAAAGUUUUCGGAUCUACCACUUUCGCUCUUGCAAACUUCUUGGGUGAGAGAUGGUAGAAGGGAAUAGCAUGCAAUGGUUGUAUCACAAUGAUUCGCUUCGAGAACUUAUCCUUGAAGAUUUUUGGCGACAUUUUGCGUAGGUACAUGCAAAGACGCAUGUAGCGCACUAUUUCGAACACUGAAACGAAUGUCUAAUGAUGAAAAGUUGUGCCUAAUACAAAAAAUGUCAUCAUUUGCGUACAUUCUCCCUCAUAUAUCCCAGUAUAGACUAAUUAAAUAUUAAUUAAUUUUAAAUUUUACUGCCUGACUGUAGAAGAUAUGUUUAUUUAUUUAAAAAUGUAACUUAUUUAGACAACAUUUAUUGAAAUAAGGUUAUACCCCACCAAUGACUCUUUAGAUUUAAGCCGCAUUUAAUGUAACCAAAACUUUUUAGUUAUAAGUACUAUGAUUAAAACGACUGAUAGUUUGUAAUCUAGGAUUAUAUACGAUAAAGUAAAAUUAUUUUAAUAAAAUGUUAAUAACUUAAACACUUUGUUAUAUUUUAAUUAUGUUUUAGUAGUCCCAUCCCUUAUUAAAGGUCUCACAAAGACCUCUUUCCGCAGAAAAUUAA